AUGUCUGCCAUCUAUGAGAACCUGAGGCAGCUCAUCACCGUGGUAGAUGAGCUGCGAGAUGUGGGCCUGCAGCACUACAUCAGCCUUCCUCGGAUUGCUGCAAUCGGGACUCAGAGCAGUGGAAAGAGUUCUCUCAUUGAGUCCAUCGUUGGCCUGGACUUUCUGCCGCGUGGAGGGGGGGUUGUCACACGACGUCCUCUGGAGUUGCGCCUCGUGCACUUGAACUCGCAAGAGUACGCGGAAGACAAGGCUUGGGCUGUGUUUGACAAGGUCGGAGAUAAGAAGUUCACCAACUUUGACGAGGUCAGGCAAGAGAUCGAGCGCCAGACGGAUCAAGUCGCAGGAGCGAACAAGGGGAUCGUCAAUGACCCCAUCAUCCUCACGAUCUACGCCACAGGAGCGCCUGACCUGACACUGAUUGAUUUGCCGGGGGUUACCAGAGUGCCGGUCAAGGGCAGUGACCAGAAAGAGGAUAUUGAGAAGCUGACGAAGGACAUGACGCUCCACUACAUCAACGACCCUCGCACGAUUGUCCUGGCAGUGCUGCCAGCCAAUCAAGACAUGUCCGUUUCGGACAGCCUUCAGCUGGCCCGCCAGGUAGACCCGCAGGGCUUGAGAUCUAUCGGCGUCAUCACCAAGAUCGACAUCAUGGAUCAAGGAACGGAUGCGGCAACCAUGCUAAGAGGUGAGGAUGUGCCCUUACGCCUUGGCUAUGUCGGUGUCAAGAUGCGUAGCCAGCAAGACAUUGUGAACAAGAAGCCGGUGAAGGAUUCCCUUAAAGACGAGAAAGAGUGGUUCGACAACCACCGAAUCUACAGCAAGCUGCCCCCAGGCAUGAUUGGGACCCCCGUCUUGAUCGACAAACUGACGCAGAUUCUCUUCAAGCAUAUUCGAAGGUUUCUGCCCGAAAUCAAGAAAGAGAUCAACGAAAAGCGGAGAUCUGUCCAAGAUCGCUUGGACGAACUUGGAGAGGGAGUGCCGCUUGAAACCGCAGAGAGGGUCCAGGUGAUGUGGACUUUAGUCACAGACUAUUGCGAGAUGUUCAAGAACACCAUCAGAGGCAAGUAUGACCGCAAGCUGCAGCGGUACAUGUGCAACCUCACCGGCGGUGGUGCGCAGGGAGGUUCGGGUGGCGCGAAGAUUCGCACCAUCAUGAAUGACUUCUUGAUUGACUUCAUGGAGACGAAGAUCACGUCUGACAUGUCAGAUGAUGACAUUGAUAAGGCUAUUCGCCUGCAUGAAGGUGACUCAUUGCCAGGUUUUCCUUCACCGGACACCUUCGAGUUCUUGGCACUUCCGCACCUGCAAAAGCUCGCGAUUCCGUCGGUAGAGUGCGUGCACAACAUAUCCGCAGCACUGGAUGUACUGUCGCAGCGCAUGGCACAUGCGGUGUUUCGCCGGUUCCCUAGGAUGGCAGAGUCUGUCUUGAACCUGACACAGAACAUCAUUCAAGAGCAGAAGGAUGAGACCCGCCGGAUUGUGGAAGAGCAGAUUGCAUGCUCCAUUGGCUACCUCUUCACAAACGAUCCGAACUACUUGACCAACCAUGGCUCCAUGGAGCCUAUGUACGAGCAACAGCAGCAGAAGCCACCGCCUCCAGUUGAGGAGGAAAAGAAAGAGCCGGGAAUGGCAGACAAAGUGAAAGAUGCCACGAAGCAGGGGUAUCAAAGUGUGAGCAGCACGGUAAGCUCCAUGUUGAAGAAGACCGAGGCCCAAAGAAAACAGCAGCGGUACAGCGGGCCUUUCGUUGCAGAGAUUCGAAAAAGGUUGGAUUCCUACUUCGAGCUUACGGUGAGGAACAUCAGAGAUUCCAUUCCAAAGGCGAUUGGCUUCUACCUCGUCAGAGCGGUGCAGGACAAGCUGCAGUUUGAGCUUCUGAAUGCCUUGAAUCACCCAGACAAGUUGUCCGAGCUCCUUGGAGAGCCUCCCCACAUAGUUGAAGAGAGGCGCACGUUGAACAAUCAGCUGCAGGUGUUGAUGAAAGCAAGCUCCGUCUUGACAAGAGACCCAACCCUCGCAGCCAUCGCCUUUGAGGCAGAGGACGAGGCAGCGGCCAGCCCAACAGCCCCCUCUCCCGCUCCCCCCAAACCCAUGCAAGCCACAGCCAGUGCAGGCACAGGCCCGACAGUACCCGUCUCCACCAUGCCCUCUAUGCCCUCUGCCAAGCCGGCUGUCUCAGUUCCGGCCCCAGCCCCGAAGCCAGCAGGAGCCACGAGCCUCUUUGGUGCUGGGUCCGCGCCACCGCGAUCGUCGCUUUUUGAGGAGGGACAGCCGAAGCGCCCUGCAGCCAAGAACCCUUUGUUUGAUAGUUAG
Symbiodinium sp. CCMP2456 is the source of this 2313-nucleotide messenger RNA. Lineage: Eukaryota; Dinophyceae; Suessiales; Symbiodiniaceae. The record is from the annotation of a GenBank genome assembly.